ACCGGCUGGGGCGGCCCCCAGGCAAGUUCGCCCCGAGAGCCGGUUGCCGCGGGCCGAGAUGCUCCUCCGGGACCUGGUGCUGCGCCGCGGCUGCUGCUGGCCCUCGCUGCUGCUGCACUGCGCGCUCCACCCGCUCUGGGGCUUCGUACAGGUGACACAUGGUGAGCCCCAGAAGUCUUGCUCCAAGGUGACUGACAGCUGUCAACACAUCUGCCAGUGCCGGCCCCCGCCCCCGCUGCCUCCUCCACCCCAGCCCCCUCCCGCCCCCUCACUGAUCUCGGCCCCCCCUCCCAGCUCGACCUCGUGCCCCGCUGAGGACAGCUGGCGGUCGGGGCUGCUCACCGUCAUCGCUGUUUGCUGCGCCUCCCUGGUGUUUCUCACUGUGCUUGUCAUCAUUUGUUACAAAGCCAUAAAAAGGAAACCCCUGAGGAAGGAGGAGAACGGCGCGAGCGUGGCCGAGUACCCCAUGACGUCGUGUCGGAGCAGCAAGGGCGCAGACGUGAACAGCGCCGUGGUGUGAGUGCAGCCCAGGACCCGCUGGCUUGCUGAGGGGCACCUUGGUGGCACUGGUGGACAUGAGCUGACACUGCACUUGUCCUGGACUUCAUUGCCUUGCCAGCCUCGAGCCCCUCAAAGGAGAGCGCGUUCUCCCAGCCGUGCGCCCCGUGGGGCAGCGCAGCCCGGGCCCAGCGGAGCUCGCCUGCAUGCGGCCCCCGGGGGCGCCACCACCCGAGGCUCCCUGCAUCUCGUCCUGUGCUCCACCCGCCCUGUCUCCCAGCUACUGUCUAAAGCACACGCUCUGUCGAAGGCAGAGGGUCUGUCUGCUGAGUGGAGGGAGGCGGCCCCCUUUAGCCAAAAGAAAGGCAAUCCAGGGGCCACUCCCCUGCCAGAAAACCUCUCCUCGCCCCCAGGAAGCCUGCCUUCUGCUCUGUUGACUGUACCCUUCCCAACAGAAGCCAUCGGCACAGCCAUGAGACGUCCCCUUUCUAAGGUGCUUCCCACACAGCUGUCUGUCGCCCCAUCUGCUACCUGCCUUCUCCCUCUUGUCCCCAUUGACACCCUGGGCCCCUGGAUCCUGCCUGACUCCCGACUCCCUGCCAUGGAGGGCUGGGAGCCCAGCCUGAAAGUCCCCUCCUGACUGAGCACACCAAGGGGGCUCCUUUACACCCCGGGGUAGCAGCUGGCCUUCCAGAGGCAAAAGGACUCACUGAGCCCUAGGCCAAGGGCCUGGGAAGGACAGAAGCCAUGACGCCUGUUCUCAGAAGCAUCCUCACACCUGACCCUCAUCAGAACUGCCACAUCUGUGUGAGCCAGGCCCUGCCUUCAUCGGGCAGAGGCCACACUGUGCCAAACCCACCGCGGGCACUCUGGGCUGGGCUGGGACAGCCCGGCCUGGCGCUGGGUCUCCCUGACACUCCCCUGUAGCCCCGAUCAGGGACUCAGACCUUCUCCUGAGAACCCCUGGCC
This is a messenger RNA of Miniopterus natalensis, 1467 nucleotides long. The record is from RefSeq and is a predicted model, not a curated record. NCBI's taxonomy places the organism in Eukaryota, Metazoa, Chordata, Mammalia, Chiroptera, Miniopteridae.